Manihot esculenta (cassava) is the source of this 812-nucleotide messenger RNA. RefSeq lists its product as uncharacterized. NCBI's taxonomy places the organism in Eukaryota, Viridiplantae, Streptophyta, Magnoliopsida, Malpighiales, Euphorbiaceae. The transcript has 2 exons. Bases 296 to 721 code for a protein of 141 amino acids. The record is from RefSeq and is a predicted model, not a curated record.
AUAAAAUCACAAAUCCAUGUCCAUUUUCUUCUCCAAUCGGAUAAUGCCAAAAAUGUCUCCCCUCUAUAAAAACCACCGUCUGUAGCUUCAGAAAUCGCAAAUCCGCCACGCAACCACCUACUUUCUCUUCUACCUACCGCCCCCACCACCAAUAAUGAAGAUUAAUAUCCGAAACCUAAGAACGACGACGAUGAGAGAGGAGAGUUUGUUCUCUCCUCUCCCUUAAUCUCGCUUCGUUUUUGGUCUCUUCGGAUUUGCCUUUUCUUUCCUUUUCUGGGUCAUAAAUUAUCUAUAGAUGAAGUUCCUUUUGGAAUUGGCCUCGUGUUGUGGGGCCAAUGGCGGUGAAAGGUCCGAUAAGGAAGCUCGGGAACCGAACAGGAGGCGUUCGGAGGAGACUCGGGCGCUGAUGGUGCAUCAGACCCUGGAGACUCUUAAUACGAGAAGUAGGAGAAGAAAAAGGGGUAGAGCGGGUUUGGCAUAUCCGUGGUCCGCGGUUCCGAUGGCUGAGUGGAAGCCUACGCUUUGCUCGAUAGCUGAGGAUAACGUGGUGGUGGUGGUGGAGGAGAGACCGGAAAGAGUUGUAAAGAGGAAGGGCAGCGGAGGACGUCGUGGUGGUGGGUCCCGUGGCAUGGCUACUAUUCCCAACUACAGUGAAUAUUACAGGCGGAGUAAUCAGUUCGCGGUAAUCCCAACAUUUUCUGCGACACCGUUCAUGAUUUAGCAGCCAUGAUUUGUCAUUGAAUCAGAAUUCAGAAGCUCUCUGGUGUAAAUAUAUAAUUUUAGUCAAAUUAAUAAAAGCUCCAUUAUGAAAA